Molecule: messenger RNA, 455 nt
Organism: Bactrocera latifrons
Lineage: Eukaryota; Metazoa; Arthropoda; Insecta; Diptera; Tephritidae
Exons: 1
Coding region: 106-306 (66 amino acids)
Source: RefSeq, a predicted model, not a curated record
UUCCAUUUCUUAUUUGUUUACUUUUGUAUUUCAGCUCUUUCAUUAAAGCCGUAAAUUACAAUAUUCAUAAUAAAUUAUAAUUUGAACGUAUUUGCUUACUAUAAAAUGCGUAAGCGUGAGUUGCAAAGCAUUCCUCUAAAGUUGGGCGAGUUAAAAGAGUAUGAUAAUAUACGAAAUGAGCGCGCUGCUGCCAGGAGCCAGGUGCCGCACGAUGACAGUCAAACUACUGAGCAGCCAUCGCCGAUUGCCAAUGUCGGACCAAAAACUAAGAAGGAAAUCCAAUCUCGAUUGAAUGCUACUACUUAAAAACUUUGAAGGCAACAAAUAUAGAUUUUACAUUUUAGGGAUUUAAUUUUAAGUUGUAUGAAAGAUUGCAGUUUAUAAUAUGUAAAGUUUCUUCAAUGAUAUUGUGAUAGAAUUCUUAAUAUACAUAGUUUCUGGUAAUCUCUGACAAA